AUGGACGACUUCAUUGGUGGUGCCAAUAACGUUCGCGAAGUUGUUCAGCUGCGUAAGGAGUUAUCAGCACUACUUGCCAAAGGUGGGUUUGAGUUGCGCAAGUGGACAUCAAACAAUCUGAGCGUUCUUUCCGGCUUAAGCACCGAGCAUAUCGGCACACACUCAUCGCUGCAUUUUGUACCCAACGAGACGGUCAAAGCACUCGGCAUCUCUUGGAAGCCUGAAUCGGAUGAGCUGUGUUUUGAAUCCAACACUGAGGCUGAUGAAGCCACGUCGACCAAGCGAUCUAUUAUGUCGAGCAUUGCCAAAAUGUACGAUCCACUCGGAUUGAUAGCUCCGGUGAUCGUGCGUGCUAAGAUGCUGAUGCAGGAGCUAUGGCUACUCAAAUCCGGCUGGGAUGAACCUGUUCCUAAUCACAUCUGUAAAAAAUGGAAGGCGAUUCAGAGCGACUGGAAAACGUUAUCCGAGUACAGGACUAACCGUUACGCUCUCUUACCAGAUGCAACAGUAGAAUUUCACACAUUUACCGAUGCUUCUGAGGCCGCCUACGGAGCAUGUGUCUACGCUCGUUGUGAAAACGCGGCGGGAGAAGUCCGCAUCAGCCUAUUAGCUUCGAAGUCUCGAGUGGCACCACUGAAGCGCGUCACGUUGCCGAGGCUUGAACUAAGCGCAGCUGUCCUGGGCGCCCAUCUGCAUCAUCGCGUCAAGGAGGCAAUGCAGAUCGUGUGCGCCGAAUCGUUUUCUGGUCCGACUCAACAGUGA
Messenger RNA from Anopheles merus, 762 nucleotides. RefSeq lists its product as uncharacterized. Bases 1 to 762 code for a protein of 253 amino acids. The record is from RefSeq and is a predicted model, not a curated record. The transcript has a single exon. Lineage: Eukaryota; Metazoa; Arthropoda; Insecta; Diptera; Culicidae.